Molecule: messenger RNA, 3375 nt
Organism: Saccharomyces paradoxus
Lineage: Eukaryota; Fungi; Ascomycota; Saccharomycetes; Saccharomycetales; Saccharomycetaceae
Gene: CAF130
Product: CCR4-NOT core subunit CAF130
Exons: 1
Coding region: 1-3375 (1124 amino acids)
Source: RefSeq, a predicted model, not a curated record
AUGACGAAAAAGAAAGUUGCUACUAAUCAUAUUGAAAGGCAAAGGUUAGCUAGUGAAGAUUCAUCAGUUGAUUCGGUUCGUUUUCAGCAGUUUAUUCCAUUACAAGAGUUACUGAAGGAGAAAAAUUAUGUUCCAUCGGUAGAAAAUUUGGAGAGGGUCUUAUAUGAUGAAACCAUGUUUAAUGAUCAAAAAGUACGCUUUAAUCUAUUGCUUGAGGCUCUCAUAAUUACGUUGUUCACGACAAUUUCAGGGAAGUCAAUUUUACAAUUAAUUCAAAGUUCUACUUUGAAGGAAAGAAAACUCUGGGCCCAGUCCUUUGACAAUAACAAUACCAACUACGCUUCCAUAGUACAGAGUUGGAAAAAUAACGAUAUGCUACUCUUAAAAUUUUUAAGAUUUUUGUUAGCAAAUAAAACGACCUUUCUUCAAAUUGAUCGGUACAACCUUGCAGAAUACAAACUCCCGUUAAGCUUUUUAAUUGUUUCGAAGAUUAAUAUUCCGUCUGUAUUACUCAAUGAAGGGUAUAACUUGUUAAAAGACUACUUGUAUUCGAUAACUGGCCGUAUAGAGUGUUUGAUAAGGUGCAGUUCCGCAUUUGAUCGACCUGCAGGUGUCGUCAGAAGGAUCCUAAAAGAUUAUGAUAGAAUGGUAGAAUGCCGAAAUUUUAAUUUUUGGUAUUCAUUUAAUGCUGAGAACAGUGUGAAUCUUGAUUUUAGCGAUAGCAUUAGCCUUUUAAUGGACAAUGAUGAAGACAAUGUUGGGAGUGCCCUUGACGAUAGCCGUUUUAGGAACAAUAAUCAUCAAAAACAACCGAAGGAGGCAAUAAUAAGUCGAACAAUAAAUGAUCAGGAACAAAUAUAUUCAUUCGAGCUGAACCAAGAUGGAACGCUUGAAAUACCCAACGUCAUGGAGCAUUCUUUGCUGAGACAUGAGCUUCUUUUUAAAGUAUUAAACCUGACUCCGGUAUUGACGCCAUUGUUGGAACUGCAAUUUUCUACAUUAUGUGGUUUAGUAGAUCCGUUAAUGCAGCCUACUCCCAAUGAUAAACAUAUUAUAUCGAUAGACUUCCUUUUUCACCUGUUUUUGGGAUUAAUGUCCCCGUCAAUCAAAACUUCUCAAAAACAUAACGACCAUUAUGAUUGGAAAUUUUAUAUGUGCUUUAACAUGCAAAAAAUUAUUGACGCUACUAUGUUGAGGCUCAACUGCUUUGAUUUUAAUAUACUAAACUCGGUAAACAAUUCAGAUAAUGCAGUUCAUUGGAGUACGCAACUUCACAAAUGGCUACCACAUGGUCUGAAUACGCAAGAUUUGGAAUUACUUUAUAUGAUUGAUAUACUGGCGGUAUAUACCAUCUACAAACUGUAUGAAAAAAUACCGAUACAACUAAACCCGUUCUUAUUUUCAUUAAUAUCCUUAUGGAAAAACCUAUCCUGUGUUAUACUUUUGGCCCUAGAAAUUGAUAGAAUUGAAGAGGAAAAUGGCACUUACGAAACGCCACUCAUGGUUCGCGCCACAAUUCGUGGAGCCGCAGCAUUGAGAUCUGUAAUAGCUACUAUCCUUAAUGGAUUAGUGAAGAAUAAUGAACACGAUUUCAAGCACGAGUCCUUAAAUACAUUCAUGUCACCCUAUGGAAGAAAAUUGUGUCAUGGUGCUUUAUACGCCGAUUUAAGAUCACACACUGCAUCUUUACUUGCGCUUGGAGCAAGCAUCGAAGAUGUUACAGAUUUGUUUGCCGAUUUACAGUCAGGCGAUAGAUUUGAUGAGGAUAUUAGAUACAUGUUUGAUUAUGAAUGUGAAGAUUAUGAUGAAUCCUUCUCCGAAAGCGAGGAUGGAGGGUUGGAGGGAAGCGUUGUUAAUUCAAGAGAAAAAAUAAAAUCUGGCAAUAAUAAUGUUUUCUCUCGGAGAAGGUGUAAUUGCAUCUUCAAUGAUGAUAAAUUGGUAGCAGAAGAUGGCGCAAAUGAAGCCUUUGAGUCAACAAGUAGCGAAACCGUACAAGGUAGAGUGCAUACCAAUAGGGAUGUAAUGCCUAAUACCGCUACCGCCACUUCUGAUCGUGUUGGUUCAUUACCUAACCCACUUUCCGUUAGAUCAAGAAGCACUUUUGAAUUUGACUACAGUGGGGAAGAUUGGAGGGACGUUCCCAGAAAAUUUAAUAUGUACUAUUCACCAUCGUAUUCAUUCAUUCAUCAGCCUAAGUUAGAUGUCAUAUUUAGCUUGACUCUACGUGGCGCAACUGAAAAGUUGAAUAGAGAGGAGUCCAUGUUGUUAGUGCGUUCAGUUGCCUCGUGUGUAAGAAACGAGCAGGAUCAAAUGAUUUUAGCAGAUCUGGGGUCUAAUUUUACCACUAUAAGCGAGAUUGGUGAAGGUAAAGGAAGUACCGAAACUUUCAAGAAAGAUAAUGAAGAGCUCAGAAGAACAACGCCGGAUGAUAUUUAUGAAAUAUGGUCUGAAGAAUCUGCAUUUGAAAGGAUGCUAAACGUAAAUCACGAUGUCGCUUGGAGAUUAAUGGAUGAAAUGUUAAUGUGCACCGGCUAUAGGAGAAUAUUAAUAUGGUUCCUUACGCAUUUAGAGUUAAAACAUUCGUUGAUAUAUUACGUUUUCGAAUUGAUAAUGGGGUUGCGUGGAAAACCAUUUUCAGGAGAAGCCAAUGAUCAGGAUAAAAAGGACGAUAUGAUAUAUGAAAUCUUGAAGAAAAAGCAGAAGAACGAAGAUGCUUCAGGACUUCCAUUUUCAAGGCAAGGGCCUAUCGUAUUAUCUGAUAUUGAGACCAAAAUGCUACUUCAAGAGUUUUUUAUGAAUGCUGCUAUUUUUUUGUCAUCAAAGAAUAACGAAGAGGAUGAUGAAGACGGCGAGAAAGUCUCUUUGUACUCUCUCGGUUUAGUUAGGUUGAUCUGUUACAUGGUGCAGACACUCAUCGCGAACGACAAGUUUUUUUUCACCAAAUCAGAAUGCACUUUUGAGCUGCAAACUUUACUGAUGACGUGGAUUGGUAUCCUUCCCGAAGCCAAAGAUUUGUUCUUCAAAAUCAAAACAAGGCUCGCCAUGGAAGAAGACAAUAGUCCCGGUACUAUACAGCACGAUGACAGGAAAAACCUCAACACAGAAAAAAAGCUAAACACCAAGCCAGCUUCCGAACUGAAUGUGAAAUUGCUGAAUUUGUUCCCCUCAAAGCCUGCAGAGAGGGAUGAUAGUUCCCCUAUUAACACAUUGCGUAGUUUUAUUACUGAUUACUCUUUCGACACGCAGGUGAACCCUCCAGGAAGAAAAGUGGUGUUUUACGAUGGUAAGAUUUUGCCAUUGCCGAAGGCUGAUAAGCCGAUCCCACUUCAUGAAUAUAUAACACUCGCAGAGCUCGAUGUGGGGGACAUUGAGUGA